AUGAAACUCAGCAGCAGCAGCAGCAGCAGCAGAAGUAGCAGCAGCAGCAGAAGCAACAGCAGCAAUGGUAGUACGGGUGCUGCAGUGUCUGUCGCAUUGCUGAAGCUCUCUGAGGAGUCAGGGACAAAUGUGGGGCCCAGCAACAGCAGCAACAGCAGCAGCAGCAGCAGCAGCAGCAAACCCCCAACUCACAAAGACACCCCAUCUAAAGGGCUUCCACAGAAGGCUAAAGGCGCAGACAGCAGCAGCAGAGGGCCGCUGCCCUCGUCUCAGCUGCAGGGCCCUAAACAACAACCUGCUGCUGGUGCUGCUGCUGACGCUGCAGCAGCAGCCCCCGUUCCUCAUUCCCAGCAAACCACGAAAUCCACAGCUCAGCGCGAAGCUCCACAGCCACCCCAACAGCAGCAACAGCAGCAGCAACAGCAACAGCAGCAGCAGCAGCAGCAGCAGCAGCAGCAGCAAAGUCCUGUGCCACAGCAGCACACGCUGCCUGACCCCAAACCCCACAGCCGUUUUCUUUCGAAAGUUUGCGAAAUUUUCGCAUCGCCAGCAACUCGGGCUCAGAGGCCAAUGAAGCUUUAA
Messenger RNA from Eimeria acervulina, 582 nucleotides. RefSeq lists its product as hypothetical. NCBI's taxonomy places the organism in Eukaryota, Apicomplexa, Conoidasida, Eucoccidiorida, Eimeriidae. The transcript is spliced from 2 exons. The record is from RefSeq and is a predicted model, not a curated record. Bases 1 to 582 code for a protein of 193 amino acids.